Molecule: messenger RNA, 4632 nt
Organism: Melospiza melodia melodia
Lineage: Eukaryota; Metazoa; Chordata; Aves; Passeriformes; Passerellidae
Product: heterochromatin-associated protein MENT-like
Exons: 8
Coding region: 2297-3532 (411 amino acids)
Molecular function (GO): serine-type endopeptidase inhibitor activity
Source: RefSeq, a predicted model, not a curated record
ACAACCUUCUGCUUUGUAAACUUUCACCCUUACAACACUAUGUCCAGCCUAGCACUGUAUACUGCUUUGCUCUCAUUUUACUUUGCCACUUAUUCACUGGUUUGAGACAAGGUAAAAUGGGAGAACCAAGUCUACAGCUAAUACAUGCAAUACUAAUGGCCAUAAGUGCUUUCUGGAAGAUGAAUGUGAAUCUCCCAGAUCAUAUUUACUCCUGUCACUGCUCUUUCUCCUAAGUGAGUGCCCUGAUCAAUCAUGCAUGUUUGCAGGGAAUGCUCCUGACUAUAUGAAUUCACAACAGACAGCAAAGAACCAGGUUUCUUAAGGACUUGCACACACCAACAGCUAUCUUACUACAAACACAUUUUCUUGAAACAGCAGAACUCCCUUUUCCUGGAAGAGACUGCUGACUGUCCCUGCAUCCUUUCUCUUUUCAUUCAAGUGGUCAGCUGCUCCCAGGGUCCCUUCUGGCUCUGCUUCCCAAAUGGGAAGGAACAUAGGAAAAGUGUUAUGAAGCACGUGCUUUAUCCCUAUAGAGCCCCAAGAGAAAUGUCUUCUGCCUGUCUCAGCUGUAAAACAUGACACUGGAUCCCUGUGCAUUCAGUCCAAUUCUUCCAUGCCCUCCUUCACCUCAUGGAAGAGCAGCAUGUCCCCAUGGAUAAGCCUCUUAAGCACUUCCUGAUAAGCCUUGGGAAUAAAGACAGAAAAGUCACACCUGGAAGGCCAAGGAGAAACAAAACUGUGACAACAUGAACACAGACUCACUCAGGCCUUUAAAGUCAAUGGAAAUAUGAGUAACUUUUUCUCCCUCCUUCACUAUUUGAAGCAUGGUUGCAAAGAUGACACAGUUGAUGUCCUUUUGGCAGUGCCAUAUCAUUACUGAGUGGCAGCGGCCACAACAUAUGAAAAGUGAGUUGUACAUUAGGGAACAACUUUUUCCCAGAGUGAAGAGCCAUGCUGGAAACGUUGUGGGAUCUUCAUCCUUGGAAGGGCUAUGGCUAACCUUAUCUACUCAUGGCCCUGCUCCAAGCAGGAGGUUGAUCUCUGGAUGCCCCUUUCAGUUAAUAUCUGUGAUUUUUUUUUCUCUCUCUUUUCAAAAGCCACUCUGCCUUGCAAUCUCCCUUUCUCACCCUGUAUGGCUUCCUUGUAUCUUGACUAGCAAAGGCAACUAUUUUGCUCACAGAUAUAUCUCUGGGACUUGGCAGUCUCCUGGCUUGGGCUUUCUCACCACCUAACCAUUCAGUUGACUUUUCUCCUAUCCAGAUUUGUGGAGGACAUACUCAUUAUACUAAAACUAGCACUUGUUUAAUUUCUGGCAUUUCUUCACUGCCUUGCACAACACUGAUUUUUGACAUUUUUUAGAAUUCUUGACCCACUGUAUUCCUGUAAUCAGGCUUGCAGUAAAAUGCUUAGCAAACAGUACAAUUUCCUUCCUUUCCUGCUCCUUCCGCUGCCCUCUAGAGUCUUAGAGUUGUUACCACCUUGUUCUUCUUCCAUCACUGUGUCUCUUCUGCGACUUCAAAGUGACAGCUCUUGUGCCAUGUUUACCUCUGUUGUGUCUCUCUGUCUUUGCUUGAGCCCUCCCAGCGGAGUUGUUUCAAUUCUUGCCCUUCUCCUUACUGUGCAACUCAGGGUUUUGCAGUGUUUGUCUCAAAUGAUUCCCAACCAUGACUGCAAUGAGAUUUCUUCACCAGCCAAUGGAGUCUCCCUCCCUUGCCCUCCUUCACAGCUUUGUCUCUGUGUUCCUAACAAUCUUCAGUCUGAAGCUGGACUCCCAGUGUCCAAUUCAAUCAUUAAACUUGGUGUUUUAUGCUGAGGUACUGCAUUUGAAACUCAGGAGUCCCAGAGCAGAGAAUCAGACCCUCAAUAUCUGCUUAAAUCCAGAAACCAAAACAAAGUAUUGUGUAACCUUUUUAAAAUUCACUUAUUUAAAACAACACAGCAGUUCUCUCCACAGCACCAGAAAACCUUCGGAAUCAGCAACUUGCUUUGCUAUCCUGUCGGUAGGCUAUUGUGGUGCAACAACAGACUUGGGAUUUUAAUUCCAUUGUCCUUUUGAAAUCUCUAAAUCUGAAAAGUGACCAGGUCAACAAAAAGGCCAAAACUUUGUAAGAUCUUUUGGGGAUGUGGUAGAAAGGAACUUUGGGUAGGUGGGCACAACCUGGAUGUAGAUAAAAAGGAAAGGGAGGGGCAAGCAGUACUGUGUUCCCUAAUUUAAAAAUUGCUUAACACACAAAUGCAGAACCUGACUGAGGACAAGAGCUAAGUCUUCUCUCUCACAGGAUUAAAGGUUGUGAAAAUGGAAGUGGUCUCCACAUCAGUUGGCAACUUUACUGUUGAUCUCUUCAACAAGCUGAAUGAGAACAACAAAGGAAAAAACAUUUUCUUCUCCCCUUGGAGCAUAUCAGCAGCUCUGGCUCUGACAUACCUGGGAGCAAAAGGACCUACAGCAACUGAGAUGGCAGAGGUCCUUCAUUUCAACGUGGGAGCAGGAGCUGAAGCUGCUUCUUCUGUGGUGAGACCUUCUCGGGGGAGACCAAAGAGAAGAAAAUUGGAUCCUGAGAACAAGCAAACUGCAGAUAUUCAUUCUAGCUUCAAGAAGCUCCUGACUACCAUCAACAAACCCAGAAGCACCUACUCCCUGAAAAGUGCCAACCGCAUUUACGUGGAAAAAACCUUCCUAUUAUUGCCUACAUACAUACAGCUCAGUAAGAACUACUAUGAAGCAGAGCCACAGAAGGUUAACUUUAAGACAGCACCAGAACAGACAGGAAAGGAAAUCAACACUUGGGUUGAAAAACAAACUGAGGGCAAAAUCAAGAAUUUGCUGGGUCCACGAGAUGUGACAAACUCCACCAAGCUGAUCCUGAUAAAUGCCAUUUACUUCAAGGCAGAAUGGGAAGUGAAAUUUAGGGCAGAAGAUACAGAACUGCAACCCUUCCGACUGAGCAAGAACAAGACCAAGCCUGUAAAGAUGAUGUACAUGAGAAAAACAUUUCCAGUCCUCAUCAUGGAAGCAAUGAAUUUCAAAAUGAUUGAGCUGCCAUAUGUGAAACGUGAACUCAGUAUGUUCAUCCUCCUUCCUGAUGACAUCAAAGACAACACUACGGGUCUUGAACAGCUGGAAAGAGAACUGACAUAUGAGAAGCUGUCCAAAUGGGCUGACUCCAAGAAGAUAACCGAGACUCUUGUGGACCUGUACCUACCUAAAUUCGAAAUGGAAGAGAGAUAUGACCUCAGCGAUAAUCUGAUCAGGAUGGGAAUGCGCAGUGCCUUCAGCAGCAAUGCUGAUUUCAGUGGAAUGACAGAGAAGGAUAGAGUGAUGAUCUCCAAGGUUUUCCACAAGUCUUUUGUUGCAGUUGAUGAGAAGGGCACUGAGGCAGCUGCUGCUACUGCUGUCCUUGUAGAACUAACAAGUGCACAUGAUAGCCAUGUUCUGAAAUUUAGGGUUGACCACCCUUUCUACUUCUUCAUCAGACACAACAAGUCCAAGAGCAUCCUUUUUUUUGGUAGAUUCUGCUCUCCUCUAGAAUGAAUAAUUACUUGCUCUCAGCAACCAAGGUUCACUGUUCAAUGGAAAAAAUGUGAACCGUGGUGCUAAAAUCUCAACCUUAAGCCAUGUAGCCACCUGUACUGAAGUGCUUGUUCUUUUCCUUCCAACCAACCUCCCUCAAAGAAGGCAGCAAACAGAAACUAUCCUGAGCCACCAAAGAACAGGCCUCUACUGCUUCCUUCUAUUGUCCUAAUGAGACAGUCCUGAACAGAAAAAAAUGCACAGAAUUUUGCUCCUUUUUAUCAAAUCUGCUCUUCUGGCUUUGUUGUUUAAAAGUAAGGUGGAGUCAUAAAAGCUCUCUGCACACAGCCCUAUGUCAAAUGCUGACUACAAGGGAAAUGCAAUUCAUUCUUUUGACUCUCGCAGAGAGGAUAAAGUACCCUGAAAAGAAAAAAACCAAACUUGUAGAAAUCUGUAUGCUUCAUUUUUCUCUCCUUCCCUCACUGGGAAACCUGCAUUUGUACUGCAAUGCUAUUUCAUAACCUUAAUUUCAAAUUUCAAUGACUGUUGGAAUUCAACAAAAUUUAAUACAAAUCCAGAAUAAUCUCAGAGUGCCCCUUACCAUCCUUGUCUCACCACAUGUCUAUAGGCACAUCACAUUCAUUCUCUCCUGCUCUUUCAGCUUUCUGAAAAAGACUGUGAGAGAAAAUUGUCCAACCCUUAAUAUUAAAUUGCUGACUUCUAAUCACAUUGCAUUUUUUCCUUCAUUUUCCUAAAUUUUUUAGUUUAAGGUUGUUGAGAUUUCCAACCAGCAAAAAUGCUAAGCAAACUAUUAGCAACAUGCCUUCUUACCACCUUUUUAUUGAUAUGUAAUCUAAACCUGUUAGAAUUUAAAUCUGCUUCCUCUUUUUAAUUUUACUUAGCUAUACCUGUUUCCUGGUUAAUACCUGCAAAGCUUCCUUGCCACCUGUAAUAAUGACCAAUGUUUGAUUUGUACCUUAUGAGUGCACCUUAGCAAAGAUAUUUGUGGUAUUGACAGAAACACCAGUGAAAUUUUGAUUUUGAUUGAUGCUUUACUUACUAUUUUACCAUGAGCUGCAUUUAAUGAAAUAAAUAAACUUGAACUUGUUUGUGUUGUUCAA